AUGCCGGCCGAACAGGCGAUUGAUAUGUUAAAUGAAACUCUAGCGGAGAUCGUGUUUAGGACGAAAAACGUGAAUAAAUUUAAAAGAUUAGCACGAAGCACGCAUUUCAAUUACAGAGAAGUUGAAGCCUUGGCAAUUAUUCAUCGAAAAUGCGUUCAGAUAAUGGGUCCAAUAAGCAGAAUAUUAUUUCGAGAUCUGUUCCAUGCUGGUUUCGAUUUCACGGAAAAUAUUCGUCAUAUAUUGGUCGACAAAAUGUUCUCAGUAAUCGACAAACGUAAUGCUUUACAGAUACAUUGUGACAAUUGGAUCGAAGGUCUUUCGGUGAUUCUUCGCGGAACUAUGGACGAGAAGAUUCAUUUUGCUUAUCAGACGUACGAUCAUUUGAGAACACACAAAUUAAAAAAGGAGCACAUAUUCCCCAUGAUGCGUGGUUGUUUAAUUAAACUGCAGAACGAUGAAAACCCAGACGAAGCCUUGAAGGAUUUGAUAGAUUUGUUAAUAAAAAAAUUGGACGUGGAUCGAGAUGGCAUGAUAUCGGAAGAGGAUUUUAAAACAGCUGUGAAAGACAGAAAUCCUCUUCUUUUGGAAUGCAUGGGGCCAGUGUUUCCUUCCAGAGACGCUCGCCACGUUUUCCUCAGCACAUUUACGGAUCGUGUAGGAAGAUAUUAACGAGCCAUCCUUAUCGAAGAAUAAUUUCUCAGAGGGAAGUACGCUUCUCUCUCUCUCUCUCUCCUUCUGCUUGAGAUCCAAGUUUGGAUCUUGGAAAUCCUCGAGAACUGGAGAAGCUAACAGCAAUGUCUGACAGAGGAAGGAGGGAGGAGGAAAAUGUGGCAAAUCGGACAGAAGGGAUCCGCCUAGGCCCUGUAAACGGUUCACUAGAUUUUCGAGGCUGUCUGAGCUGCAUUCAUCACGAUUCGUCGAACGUGGAAGAUUGACUUGCUCUUUCUUAACAAACAAUCGCUAAUGGACCGCGAUAAUACAGCCUCCUAAUCGCAUCAGAUGCAAACCGUGACGCAGCCGUCGAUAAGAUGCGAUCAAUUGCUCAAUUGAGUUUCGUCAAGUGCAAUUUCUAUCUGUUCUAUAUAUCGUUAUAUAUCGUUCUUAGUGCAAGCUGAAAAAUAUAUCGUGCGAUGUGAGUAUAUUUAUUUAUUUAUUUUGUGAAAAGGUUCAAUUUUUCGUGACACAAAAUUUAUUUAAGAUAAAUGAUAGAAUUAUAGUGUUAUUAUACGCUGAUGAACGGAUUUUU
Messenger RNA from Apis mellifera (honey bee), 1246 nucleotides. RefSeq names its product EF-hand calcium-binding domain-containing protein 1. Lineage: Eukaryota; Metazoa; Arthropoda; Insecta; Hymenoptera; Apidae. The transcript has 5 exons. The record is from RefSeq and is a predicted model, not a curated record. Bases 1 to 669 code for a protein of 222 amino acids. Gene Ontology annotation, molecular function: calcium ion binding; kinase binding. Gene Ontology annotation, biological process: calcium-mediated signaling.